UGCCCGCGCAGGGCCGCCCGAGCGCCCCGGCGCCGUGACCCUCCUCCCGCCCCUCGCCCGGCGCGCCCGGCUAUAAAGGAGGGUUUUAUUCUCGGGCUCCGGUCUCACGCCAAACCCUGUCACACCGUCUAGACGAGCUGUCGUGGGGCUCGGCCCAGCUGUCACCAUGGCGAUGGAGACGAGUCCGCUGUGAAUUUUGGGGGGGAGCGAGCGAGCGAGAGCGGCGGCGGCGGCGGCAGAGGAGGAGGAGGAGGAGGAGGAAGGCUCGGCCGCCGCCGUGCCCUGCCCUCCCCCGCGGGGGAGGCUCGGACCCCCCGGCGCUGCCGACCGCGGCUGGAGCCGGCCCGGCGGGGAGCCCCGGGAGCCAGCGGCCGCGGGCGCGGGGCGAGCCUCAGAUGCGGCUGUCACACAACCCCGGCCGGGCUAUUUAAAGUAACGGGCCCCGCCGGACACUGGUGUCUCUGCCUAUUUAUGAGCCCCCGGGAGCCGGCGGGCGCCGCCGGGCAGCGCUAGGAGCCGAGGCCGCCGGGAGCAGCGCCGGGGCCCGCCCGGAGCAUGACGGCGAUCCGGGCGCUGCUGCUCUGCCUCUGCCUGGGGCUGCCGGCGGGCGGGCAGCCCUUCCUGCGGCUGCGACCCUCGCCCAGCGACAACCUGCCCGUCAAGGACAUCGUGGAGCACCCGGACCCCGAGUACGACCCCAAGGAGCAGGACCUGGACGAGAGGACGCUGAGGAAGAAGCUGGGCAGCCAUUUCGACCCCGGCUUCAUGGCCGUGGCCGUGCCGGGGCCGGCCAACGCCUCGGGCGCCGCGGCGGCGGCGGGGCGGGGGCGGGCGGCGCUGCCGGCCGAGCUGCGGCGGCUGGAGCUGGGGCCGCCCCGGGGCCCGCGCCUGCGGCUGGGCAAGAAGGCGCGGCGGAAGGUGCUGCAGUGGCUGUGGGCGCACACCCACUGCCCCGUCUUCUACGCCUGGAAGGACCUGGGGGUGCGCUUCUGGCCGCGCUACAUCAAGGAGGGCAACUGCCUGGCCGAGAAGUCCUGCUCGCUGCCCGAGGGCAUGUUCUGCAAGCCCGUCAAGUCGGUCACCAAGACCUUCCUGCGCUGGCAUUGCCAGGGCUGGUCCAGUCAGAAGUACUGCACCUGGAUCCCCGUGCAGUACCCGCUCAUCUCCGAGUGCAAGUGCUCCUGCUAAGCCGCCCCGGCCCCUUGCACUGCCGCCCUCCUCCUCCGGAUCACUUUAGCGGGGGGGGAGGUUUUUCGGGUGGGUUUUUUGGGGGGUAGGGUGGGUUUUUUUGGGAUUGUUUUUC
Camarhynchus parvulus is the source of this 1303-nucleotide messenger RNA. Its product is annotated as noggin-2-like. NCBI's taxonomy places the organism in Eukaryota, Metazoa, Chordata, Aves, Passeriformes, Thraupidae. The record is from RefSeq and is a predicted model, not a curated record. Gene Ontology annotation, biological process: osteoblast differentiation; negative regulation of BMP signaling pathway; dorsal/ventral pattern formation.